This is a messenger RNA of Sphaerodactylus townsendi, 7882 nucleotides long. It is a transcript of the gene GPATCH8, whose product is annotated as G-patch domain containing 8. The transcript has 9 exons. The record is from RefSeq and is a predicted model, not a curated record. Lineage: Eukaryota; Metazoa; Chordata; Lepidosauria; Squamata; Sphaerodactylidae. Gene Ontology annotation, cellular component: nucleus. The coding region runs from base 257 to 4495 and encodes 1412 amino acids.
CUUUCAGGGUAAUCACUUUGAUCAGUAUGAAGAAGGCCACUUGGAGAUUGAGCAGGCAUCCUUAGACAAGCCUAUAGAAUCGCCCAGUUUUUAAAACCAGGAUAAUAUUGGACACCGCUUGCUGCAGAAGCAUGGUUGGAAGCUGGGCCAGGGGUUGGGGAAAUCUCUCCAGGCAUAAUGAUCCGGGACUUGUUGUGGUGAUGGUAAACUUAGUGGUAGGACAGAUCCCAUCCCCAUCGUUGUCAAGUAUGAUGUCAUGGGCAUGGGGCGGAUGGAAAUGGAGCUUGAUUAUGCUGAAGAUGCUACAGAACGGAGGAGGGUCUUGGAAGUGGAGAAGGAAGAUACUGAAGAGCUGAGACAGAAAUACAAGGAUUAUGUGGACAAAGAAAAAGCCAUUGCCAAGGCCCUCGAAGACCUUCGCGCCAACUUCUAUUGCGAACUCUGUGAUAAGCAGUACCAGAAGCAUCAAGAGUUUGACAACCACAUCAACUCCUACGACCACGCCCAUAAGCAGAGGUUGAAGGAUCUCAAGCAAAGGGAGUUUGCUCGUAACGUCUCGUCGAGAUCCCGGAAAGAUGAGAGGAAGCAGGAGAAAGCCCUCCGGCGUCUGCAUGAGCUUGCCGAGCAGAGAAGGCAGACUGAAUGUGCUCCAGGAAGUGGGCCGAUGUUCAGAACCACCACUGUGGCUGUAGAUGAAGAAGGAGGGGAGGAGGAGGCAGACGUGGCGGCCCCCAGUAGCUGUUCCUCCUUCCCACCAGCUUCUGGGCAAACUGUCAAUGUGACCAUAGACAAAAGCGUUAUCUGUUCCAGCGGGCCGGCCAGUGGCAACUCAGGGCCGGGGCAAGCUUCCCCACAGGCUCCCCAACAAACCGUCAGCCUUGGAGUCAACCCUCUUCAGAAGAUCGGGGUCUCUUUCUCCUUUGCCAAAAAGGCUCCUGUGAAGCUAGAGUCUAUUGCCUCUGUCUUCAAAGAUCACGUGGACGAGACCGGCUCUUCUGACGAGAUCAAAGUCGAUGACAGAGCCCCCUCGGACGCUGGAUCUUUUGGGAAGGUGGUGGAGGCAGAGGGGACAAACAGCCCUGACAGCAAGGGAGACGAGGAGGAACAACAGCUCGAGAAAGAGGGAGCAGGGCCAAAUGCCCCACAGUCAAAACUGAAAAAGAUCAAACGAGAGGAUGGACCUUUGGCAGUAGAACCAGAGUACUAUCACUAUAUCCCACCAGCCCACUGCAAGGUGAAACCCAACUUCCAGUUCCUUCUGUUCAUGAAGGCCACGGAGCAGGUGGAGGCUGAAGCUGUGAGCAAGAAAGUGGCACGUGAGAGGAAGCAGAGCGAUUCCCCCAAGCCCAGAGAGGCAAAGAACGGCGACAAGAUGGCGGCUGCCGACUACGCCAACCGACUGAAGGAACCUAGCCCCACCAGCUCCACCAACAAAAGCAAGAAAACGGAAGACACGGAAACUCUGGAGGAUGUGAGUGGGCAGGAAGGCAGAGAGCCCAAGGAAGGCGGCGCUACAGAGCUGGAUGCCCCGAAAGCCCUUCCCCAGCCUACAGCAGCCAGUAAAGAAGCAACAGACGGGCCCAAGCACUUGACGGGGCCUUUCUUCCCUGUGCUAAGUAAAGAUGAGAGCACCACCCUCCAGUGGCCUUCAGAACUGAUUAUUUUCACCAAAGCAGAACCCUCGGUGUCGUACAGUUGCAACCCCCUGUAUUUUGAUUUCAAGUUGUCUCGAAACAAGGACAGCAAAGCCAAAGGGGCAGAAAAGCAGAAAGCGGCAACCGGCCUUUCAAAAGAAAACACACCGUCUGCUGAGGGGGGAGAGGCAAGUAAGAGCAAAGAGCCAGGCCUCCUCCCUGGCAGCUCCUCUGCCCUGCCCGAAAACAAGUCCCUGCCCACGUGCAGUAAGCAGGAAUUGGGCCCUGGGAGUGCCGGCAGGAGCGAAGGCCCAGAAGAUGAAGCUGACAAAGGCAACCUUGUCAGCCACAAAGACAAGCUGGGCAAGUCCCACAAGCACAAGAAGAAGAAAAAGCACAAGAAAUCCGCCAGGCAGAAACGCCGGCACAAGGGCAAGGCGGAAGAGAAGAAUUGGGAAGGGGACCUGGCGGAAGAGAGGUCCAAGAAGCGAAAGAAGCAUAAACACAAAAAGAGUAAGUGUUUCUUUGCCGUUGAGGGCGAGCGGGCCCAAGGAAUUGAAGAGGUGGGCCAUCCCAAGAAAAGAAAGUGGUGCCCCCCGGACUCCCAGCGGAAAUCUGUCUCUACUGAAGAAGGCGGUGGAAGCAGCAAGAGAGAGGACAGUGGCACCUCGUCCCAAGAGCACAGCAGCAAGAAACACAAAGGGGGCCCACAGCAGGAGUUGCCCGCGGUCAAGAGGCGGCCUUCUGCCCCUGCUGCGGGCCGCCCCAGCCAGAAGGGCCGGCAGAGCAGCGGCUGCUACGAGAGUGACGAGGACUCCUGCCACAAACACUUCCGGCAGAAGUCAGCAUCCCACUACAGUGACUACGACUCCGGCAGUGACGGUUCACGGAGCCGCUCCCGAUCAGGUCGCAGGCAUUCCUCCAGAAGGUCAUCUCAGAGGUCGUACUCAACAAGUUCCUACGCCUCCUCAGACCACAGCCGGUACAGCCGCCGGCGGAGUUACUCGGAGGACAGCUAUAGCGACUACAGCGACCGGUCGCGGAGUCGCACCAAACGUUCCCAUGACUCAGAGGAUGACUCGGACUACACUAGUUCCAAGCGCAGGUCAAAACGACACAAAUAUUCUUCUUCAGAAGACGACUACAGCCUAAGCAGGAGCAGGUCCCGGAGCCGGAGCAGAAGUCGAACCCACGCCAGGGGGAGGACAAGAAGUCGGGGCAGGACACGGAGCAGCAGCUGCAGCCGCAGCCGCAGCAAGCGCCGCAGCCGCAGCCGGACCGGCCACAGCUGGAAAAGGAGCCGCAGCUACAGCCGCGAACGCAGCCGCAGCACAAGGAGCCUCUCGCAGAGAUCUCUUUCCAGGAAGGGGUCCCGGGGACACGAGAGCCCCAGCGAGAGGCGCUCCGGGCGGCGAGACUUCAUCCGGUCCAAGAUCUAUCGCUCGCAGUCUCCUCACUACUUCCGGGCGAGGCAAGCAGAGGGACCUCCGAGAAAGGAGGAAGCGAGGGACGAGUCUACCGGGGCCAGCACUCUCUCCCAAAACAGCGGCGGCUCCAACCUGGGGAGCAACUGCAGCUCUGAGGAGAAGAACUUUGCGACGGCCAAGUUGCUCCUGGAAAAGAUUCAGUCCCGGAAAGUGGAGAAGAAGAAUGGCGGGAACGAGGAGGCUCCUCCGGGACCCCACAAGGUUGGGAUCAAACUGAAGGAUCCCCCCCAGGGCUAUUUUGGCCCAAAGCUCCCCCCCUCGCUGGGCAACAAGCCCGUCCUCCCUUUAAUUGGGAAACUCCCCACAGUCCGAAAGCCCAGCACCAAGCGCUGUGAGGAGUCUGGGUUGGACAGAGGGGAGGAACCGGAGCUAUCAGAGCAUGAAGAGGCCGCCCCUGACUGUGGGGAGGCAGUCCUGGCAAACCCGGCUCCUUUGGAAGAGGCUGCCCCGAGGAGCGUUCAGGACCCCCUUCCUGGAGACCAGCCCACGGAAGAAGCAGCCACGGAGAUCGUCCCUGUCCCUCUUGAGCCACCGGUGCUCCCGGAGCCCUACGGGCCAAGCGACUUGGCCACGUCCCACAGCCUCCUCUCUGACCCCAGCGACAGUGAAGUGCUGGAGUCUCUGGACAGCGGGAAUCAGCCUGUCCCCAUAGAAAGCAGGAUAGUGCCCCUGGUGCCCGAUGUGGAGCACUUCCCUGGCUACAUGCCCCAGAGCGGGGAGCCCAGCAUCAGCGGGGAGCUGGAAGGCGCCGAGGACCCCUCCCUGGCGCCGCUGGAGAGCCAGCCGAUCACCUUCACCCCCGAGGAGAUGGAGAAGUACAGCAAGCUCCAGCAGGCCGCUCAGCAGCACAUCCAGCAGCAGCUCCUGGCCAAGCAGGUGAAGGCGUUCCCGGCCUCCGCCGCCCUGGCCCCUGCGGCAGCCCCCGCCCUGCAGCCGAUCCACAUCCAGCAGCCGGCAACGGCGGCCGCCACCUCCAUCACCACCGUGCAGCACGCCAUCCUCCAGCACCACGCAGCUGCCGCUGCUGCCGCCAUCGGCAUCCACCCGCACCCCCACCCGCAGCCCCUGGCUCAGGUGCACCACAUCCCCCAGCCCCACCUGACCCCCAUCUCGCUGUCCCACCUGACUCACUCCAUCAUCCCCGGGCAUCCUGCCACGUUCCUGGCCAGCCACCCCAUCCACAUCAUCCCCGCUUCUGCCAUCCACCCCGGCCCCUUCACCUUUCACCCUGUCCCUCAUGCCGCCCUGUACCCAACCCUUCUAGCGCCCCGGCCGGCUACGGCGGCUGCCGCCACGGCGUUACAUCUUCACCCCCUCCUGCACCCCAUUUUCUCAGGACAGGAUUUGCAGCAUCCCCCGAGCCAUGGCACGUGAGAGAGCAGGGAAGGGAAGGCUGCCUCCAUUGGGUGGGGGAGGGCACAUGCGUUGGCGGGGAGGGGGUCAGUCUCUCCCUGACCCUGGCAAGGCACAGAGGACGACUCGACCUGAGCGUAGCCAAAGAAGGGCCAGGCUGGGCAGGUCAAAAGAGGCUCACGGGGUAACACAAGUGAAGCAGCUCUGGGGGACGUGGGCAAGCCUUGUGUCUUACAGGGGUUGUCAGGGUCUCCUGCGUCCGUGAGAGUGGCUGCUCCGGGCACCAGGUUCUUUCCCCCACUCCAACGUUGCUUCCCGGGUUCAUGUUUUAAAACCACUCUGAAUAUCUAAGCAGAUAAAAUCUGAAUUAUGUUGACUUUGUGACCUGUGUUUGGGGGCGCCUUAAAGGUUAAUCUGAGCAAAGCCCUUGGUUCUUGGCCCCUGCCUCUCUUGCCGCCCACUCCCACCUUGCGAGCCGUGGGCUGCCGCCCGUCCAUCAUCCCAGUGCCGGAGUGGCUUGCAGACUCCUCCCUCGUUGCCAGCGUCAGACAGGCUUGGCGGUGCUGUCCUUUCAGACACACUCCGUGACGCUGCUGCGCCAGAACCGAGAGGAAGUCCUUCUCAGACCUUGAAGCAAUACAGUGGACUGGAGUCCUGUGAACGUCCUAAACCUGACUCUGUACAUUGUCCUUUCCCCUCUGUAAUAUUGAUGGUUCCUUAUUAACUUAUGAUUUUUUUUAGACGAAGAAAGUUUUAAAGAAUUGCACUGAACUCUGUAUAUGUCAACAUGCUGCUUUUUGUAGCUCCUCCGACACGUGUCCUCCCUCUAGGUCGUGUGCUGCAGUAACACUUCUGACAGCUGUUCUUUGAGUGGUUCUCGUUCCAGUGGCUUUGGUUAUCCAUGUUUUGAUUUAGUCGGAAAGAAGACUCUUGUCAAAGGCUCCACACGUCCCUUGCUUUAGCUGGGCGCAAGAUGACUUCAAGCAUGUAUAUUUUAUUGAGCUCGUGUUUUACAGGGUGGGGUGUUUGUGUACUACGAAAUGUAAAAACAAAAGGAGAUGUUGAUGUUGCAGGAGAAAAGACAAGAAGGGAUCGGUGAUGUAGACUCCUCCUCUAGUUCCCUCCACCCAGUGGAACAGGACCCCUUAAUGGCUGCUGUGAAAAGGGGAUUGGUGGGGCCCAGUGUGUGACGCCCAGCCACCAGGCCCCCACUUGGGGAGAAAUGACUACUUGAUGUGGCAGGGCGCACAGAGUCACUUGCCGCUCAGAGGGGGAGGGGGCGUCUCAUAGAAAAUAUCCCAGCGGUUUUUUCCUUGCAUUCACCCACUUGUUUUGAGACAUUGCUGUGACCUGAGUUCCAGUUGUGCGUUAAGUGUGAUUUCCUUUUUUUUUUUUUUUUUUGGCUGCUUAUCUUCAUACGUGCCUUCUUCCAUUUGGGGGAGAGGUUUUGGGUGGUAUGUUUUUGUUCUGACCCCUGCCUGUGGUUUUCCUCUAACAGUAAGGGUUAUCUUUGCAGCUGUCCUCUUUAGGAAUAGCUUCCGUCAUUCCCUGAGGCAGGGCCUCCAAAAUUCUGCCAAGUUAAGUCUGGAGAACAGGGGGAUGCAAAUGGAGGCCUAUUUUGUACAGAGGUUUAGUUGUUUAUGACCCAACAGUGCUUCUUUGGCCUGCGCUUAGUUAGUUAGCGUCACAACCUGUUGCCUCUCCCAAAUCUAAACAAACAAAAAAACCCCUACUCUUCCUCCCUGCCCUGAAAUGAGCAGCCCAGGCUCUAGACUGCGAUAAACUUCCCUCGCUUGUGUGCCAGAGAAGCAGAUGGAUUAGCCCUGGAAGCUGGUGUUCUGGCAAAGGGACUCCGUUGCUAGUCACUGCUGUAGAUGUUCAACAGGUGACAGUAUUAGCGCCCCGUGCUUCGUUCCUCUUGGCCUUGCAGUCCCUCUUGGCCUGCGCAGGGCCCCUCUGUGGCUCACGAAACUGGACUUCUUCUCCCAGAAUGCUUACGUCAAAGAGAACACACUAUUACUUCAGUAUCUGCAGACUGUAUUUAACUGUCACAUAAAAGUAUAUAUAUAAAUAUAAAUAUAUAUAUAUAUAUGCUGUAAAAAUGAGGAAAAUAAACUUUCUAAUAAACUAGUCAUUUUGGGGGGGCAGGCUUGUAUGUGUCUCUUUCCCACGGCACCCGUGUGAAGUUUGUGGUCCUCUUGUUCUGCCGGUCCUCUCUGGGGGUCUGGAUUUGCUUUUGAGGAUGUGUUCAUUUUGUCCCCGCCCCCAUUUGCUCGCUGCCCUCCUUCAGUCGGUCUGACCAAGCCUGUCCUCAUGUCUGGAAAAGCCUUCCUGUUUGUCCCAAACGUCCACAUUUGCUGCGACUCCCAUCUUCCUUUUCAAAGCCCAGAUGGUCUGGGGUCCUGUUCACAUGAAUGGUAUCUCCUUUGGUUGAACAAAGCUACAAUAACCUCUCCUGAGACCGUGGGCACACGUUCCAGCCCUUCGUCAUUGCAGUGGCAUCUGAGCGGUUGCACCCGCACCCUUUCGUUCUUUCCCUGGGAGGGCCCCGAGGCUGCUGAAGUAAUCAUAAAGCAAGAGAAGCGUUUGGAAGCAGGGGGCUUGCUCUGAUGCAACCGGUUUUUCAAAGGCCUCCCGGAGGUCCGUCCUCUCCGUGUUUGCACCCGGGGAAGAUCAAAGGCUAAAACCUGAAUUAGCGUUUCUUGGGGAAUGAAGGUUUGUCCUGUGGUACUUGAAACACUGCAAAAUGACACGAGGGCGACCUGAUCCUAUACCUGUCUCGCCCCCCACUCCAGUCCCCAAUGCUGUGCCUUUCCUUAUGUUUCCUGAUAUCGCUCGUUCUGGUUUCCGCAGCAUCAAGGGUUGAGGCAGCUGGAGCCGGCUGAUAGAGAUCCUUGCCUGAAUACAUCUCAGGCAGGAUAUGCGGGGAGGUGCCCACAAUGCCUUAUUGCAGAGAAACUGAGACUGACAGGCAGUUCUUUGCAGCCUUUGUGUAUUGGGGGGGGGGGGGUUAAGUUGGGCUGAGAAGAGCUGUCAGCAGGUUUAAAGGGAUUCCUCUCUUUCAAUCUACAGAACUGAGACCCUGAGUCCUUAAUAUUGCAUGGCAUUAACAUAAAUACACUUGGUUUUCUAGGUGUUUAAGACUUAGGUAGAGCCAGGUAUCAUGGAUUUGCUGAUUAACAAAAAUGCACCUGGAGCUCUCACCACCUGGCUUAGCAUUACCUCCACACAGGGAAAUAUAUUAUGAGGACGAGGAUCUUUAUGGCCUAUAUUCACCCCGAAGGAAAUCAAUUCUGAAUGUAAGAUGAUUCCUCAAAAAAAAAAAAUUAUACAUAGAAAUUUUUAAAUUGUAUGCUUACUGUUGAUUUAAUUGUAUGUUAAUUAAAGAUGGUUCCAUCUUUUGCUUGA